UCUUACAGGUUUUUGAGCAAGAUUUGAAUGCUAUAUAAUUGACUUUGUAAAAAAGUUGCACGUAAAUAGAAUUGAAAUAUAAAUACCAACUUUAUCUGUAUUAGCAAUUUCAAUUAUUGUUCGUAAACGGUUUCGCUUCGUUAAAGGAUUUAGCUAUCGCUCGUAGGCCAGUUACAGCUGAACCGUUAAGUCAGUUGGCCUUACCCUUACCAUACGUAUGAGGUUAUGGUUAUAAACACGGACUUUGCGUAGUCCUCUAACAUUUCCGAUUAUGGCUUCAAAGGCACCGACUAUAGGAAUUUUUUCUUCUAAAGAAGCAAUAUAUUUGUCAUUACAAGAGGGUUAUGAUUUUGUUGGAGUUAGGUUGAGUACUGAUGCAUUAAAACAACGGGUGGAGAGUUUGGAACCAUUCGAGAGGGUGCAAGAGUUUCUUGACAGUGAAAUAGCAUAUCAUCCGGAAGAACAUGUAAACAAAGUGAUUGGACUCACGUCAGAAUGGAUUGAGUUGGAUUCGAACGAUGCAUUAAUAGCUCAGCGGUCUGAAGAAAUCCUUAUGAAAGAGGUUUCAUUUGCAUCUUACUGUGGUCUUUCUAGCGUUCUUUGUAAUGGUCCUAAAAAUUCCGAUAACAUAAUGCAAUACGCUAGAUCUAUCUUAACUUUGUUGAAUUCCAGUUUUAAUAUCAGUUUGAUUAUUCAAUUACCUAUUGAAAAUGGUCACGAAGACUUUUUCGACAGUUGGAAGAUGUGGAAUACUAUUCGAACUUCCUGUGACUACAAUCCUCGAUUACAAAUUGCUCUCGAAUUGCCUCCAUCGUGUUCUCCUCCCAUAGAAUUAGUGAAUCGAUGGUAUGCUGAACCUAUUAGUAUGGUUUCCAUAUCUUGUAUGGCUUUUGUUCCAAACCCGGCUGGUUACCCUGUAUUGGGUCGUAAACUUCGAGCUAUCUUUUCUUUAUAUAUCAGACUAAAUCCAAAGGUCUUUCUAUGGGACAGUAAUGUUCCUGACAAGGUAGGUGAAUCACCUGACUACAGCAUUUAUAUGAAACACCUUUUUGAUACACAGCCUCCAGCUCCUUUAGUUGAAGAAUUCGCAGGAGGAUACAAAGAUUAUUUACAGAUUCCAUUACAACCUCUGAGUCACAAUCUGGAAAACAUUACAUAUGAAAUUUUUGAGCGAGAUCCAGUGAAAUAUGCUCAGUAUGAGCAAGCAAUUUUUACGGCCUUAAACGACCGUGAAGAAAGUUCAGUUACUCGCAUUGCUGUAGUAGGUGCGGGAAGAGGCCCUUUGGUUGAUUGCGCUCUUCGGGCAGCUAUAUCAUCAGCACGUACGGUAGAUAUAAUAGCAUUAGAGAAGAACUCUAAUGCAUUCGCUAUGCUUUUACUACGAAACAGGCAGGAUUGGGCUGGAAAAGUGACGCUUGUUUUCGGGGAUAUGCGGGAAUGGAAUCCUGGAUAUAAAGUCGAUAUCUUAGUAAGCGAAUUAUUGGGAAGCAUGGCAGAUAAUGAGUUAAGUCCAGAGUGUUUGGAUGGUGUUCAGCGAGUGUUGAAUCCGGUAACAGGAAUAAGUAUUCCUUCUUCAUAUACAUCGUACAUUACUCCCAUCAUGUCUCCAAAGUUGUGGUCGGAAGCUCGCAAUCUAAAUGAUUUUUUUGCUUUCUCUAGGCAGUACGUUGUUCUAAUGAAUUCCGUAGAUUUUUUGGCACCAGAUGAUGAGUUUCGAUUUCAACCACUUUGGUCGUUUCACCACCCAAACGAUGAAACGAGAGUAUAUUCAAAAAAUCAGCAUAAUCUAAGGUAUGCUGUUGCGCGCUUUCAAGCUACGAAUCCUGGAGUCUUGCAUGGCUUUGCUGGUUAUUUUGAAGCUACUCUGUACAAAAAUAUCUCGCUUUCCACAUUGCCAACAACGAUGGAAGAAAAGUCUCCUGACAUGUUUUCGUGGUUCCCCAUAUAUGUUCCAGUCGAGAAACCCAUGUACAUUCCGGAAAACAGCCAGCUUGAGUUACACAUAUGGAGAAUGACUGAUGGAAUGCGAGUCUGGCUUGAAUGGGCAGCUAAUACCUAUCUGGUGUUGAGGAAUGGAAGUCAUAUUCAUCUUUCAUCCACGCAAAUUCAUAAUGCUUCUGGCAAAGGGUUUUCGUGUCUCAUGCAUUAAUCAAAACACUUGCUUAAAGCUACAUUUUCUGCUUUUUUUUGUUUUUUUUUAUGAUACACUUUUUUUGUACGACUACAGUUGUGUAUGCACAUGAUACAAGUUUCAUAUUUUCUUGUGCUCACAUUUUGGAUGUAAUUUAAAUGAUUUAAUCUUACACAAACGCUGCAAUAUGCGUGUAAUAUUCGACCAACUCUUUUCAUUAUUUAUUUGCAAUCGGUCUUUAUUCAUUUACUUCUAUUAAUUUAUUCAAAUCUAGCUAGUAUUUACAUGUAUAACAUUGUCUCACUAAAUAUCAGUG
Molecule: messenger RNA, 2447 nt
Organism: Schizosaccharomyces cryophilus OY26
Lineage: Eukaryota; Fungi; Ascomycota; Schizosaccharomycetes; Schizosaccharomycetales; Schizosaccharomycetaceae
Product: type II protein arginine N-methyltransferase Skb1
Exons: 3
Coding region: 272-2149 (625 amino acids)
Biological process (GO): peptidyl-arginine N-methylation; regulation of DNA-templated transcription
Cellular component (GO): nucleus; cytosol
Source: RefSeq, a predicted model, not a curated record